Spathaspora passalidarum NRRL Y-27907 is the source of this 804-nucleotide messenger RNA. RefSeq names its product tRNA guanylyltransferase (gene THG1). The transcript has a single exon. Lineage: Eukaryota; Fungi; Ascomycota; Pichiomycetes; Serinales; Debaryomycetaceae. The record is from RefSeq and is a predicted model, not a curated record. Gene Ontology annotation, biological process: tRNA modification. The coding region runs from base 1 to 804 and encodes 267 amino acids. Gene Ontology annotation, molecular function: magnesium ion binding; tRNA guanylyltransferase activity.
AUGGCCAACAGUCGGUAUGAAUAUGUCAAGCUGUUUGAACGAGAAAAUUACUUACUCCCAGACACAUACGUGGUGAUCCGUGUCGACGGAAAGGGAUUCCACAAAUUCUCACAGCACUAUCAAUUCACCAAGCCCAACGACAUCGCAGCCCUACAAGUAAUGAACCGGGCCGCACACAAGAUUAUGACCAAAUACAGCGAUGUAAUGAUGGCAUAUGGAGACUCCGACGAAUACUCUUUCUUACUACGUCGCCAAUGCGAGCUAUACGAACGAAGAGAAAUGAAGCUAUGCACUCUCUUUGCCAGUCUUAUGUCUAGUUACUACCUGUUUUACUGGAACCAGGCAUUCCCCGACAAACAACUCGAAGAAGAUCAUUUACCCGUGUUUGACGGGCGCGCAGUAGUAUACCCCAAUUUCAACGUUGUCAGAGACUAUUUCAGCUGGAGACAAGUGGACUGUCACAUUAACAACCUAUACAAUACCACGUUCUGGAACCUUGUCAUUAAACAAGAACUUACGCCACAACAAGCAGAGCAUAAGUUGAUGGGCACAGUGAGUUCCGACAAGAAUGAAAUCCUUUUCCAAAUGGGGAUAAACUACAAUAACGAACCGGAAAUGUUCAAAAAGGGAACAAUCUAUGUCCGCGAGCUCAAAGACUACAAUACCAAGGAUGAACUGAACCUCAGCUCGCGUCAAAAGUCAAGGGAAGAUAAGAAGAGAAAAAAGGCCGACAUUGUCGAGCAUCAUGUUGACAUCAUCAAUGAUGACGCGUGGUGGGAUUCCAGGCCCUGGUUAAAGGAUUAA